AUGUUCUUCCUGCUUGCCUGCAUGCUGGCUGUCUUCCCAGUGGUCUCCAUGAAGAGUCCCAUAUUUGGCCCCCAGGAGGUGAGCAGAGUGGAAGGUGACUCAGUGUCCAUCCAGUGCUUUUACCCCCCUAGCUCCGUCAACCGGCACACCCGCAAGUACUGGUGCCGGCAAGGGGCCAGCGGCCACUGCACGACCCUCAUCUCUUCAGUGGGCUAUGUCUCCAAGGACUAUGUGGGCAGAGCCAACCUCACCAACUUCCCGGAGAGUGGCACAUUCGUGGUCAACAUUGCCCAGCUCACCCGGAAUGACUCCGGGCGCUACAAGUGUGGUCUGGGCAUCAAUACCCGAGGCCUGUCCUUUGAUGUAAGCCUGGAGGUCAGCCAGG
Molecule: messenger RNA, 385 nt
Organism: Galeopterus variegatus (Sunda flying lemur)
Lineage: Eukaryota; Metazoa; Chordata; Mammalia; Dermoptera; Cynocephalidae
Product: polymeric immunoglobulin receptor-like
Exons: 2
Biological process (GO): immunoglobulin transcytosis in epithelial cells mediated by polymeric immunoglobulin receptor
Cellular component (GO): plasma membrane
Molecular function (GO): transmembrane signaling receptor activity
Source: RefSeq, a predicted model, not a curated record